Vigna unguiculata (cowpea) is the source of this 1887-nucleotide messenger RNA. Its product is annotated as pentatricopeptide repeat-containing protein At4g21065 pseudogene. The record is from RefSeq and is a predicted model, not a curated record. Lineage: Eukaryota; Viridiplantae; Streptophyta; Magnoliopsida; Fabales; Fabaceae.
CAUUUUCACGAUGUUUUAUAAGUGCGUCAUAUAUCAUAUUCACAUUUUUGUUUUUGCUAUGAAGAGUCCUCCUACUAUCACUAUCAAUAUCUACCUCAUUCAAAUCAAUUCUUUCUCCAACAGUCCUCAACCCCAAACCUACACAGAACUUGACAUUUUCACUAAGGGUUAUGGAGGAGAAAAAAUAAUACAGGUGAAUGGGAGAUGAAAUGUGCGUGAUUGGGUUUGACUCUGGGAAGAAAAAAAAUCGCCUUGGAAACAGGAGGUUGGGAGCUGCAGUGACGAAAAAUAAACUGAAAUAAAUAAACAUUGCCACAUAGGAAGAUCGAGGUUAUGCUGCCAUCAAUGAAAACUAUCCAAAGUUGAUUUUAAUGUAAUGAGUCCGAAAGACGGAGCAUUUUGGAAGGCUGAACAAAGUGUUUUGAGACUUUUGAAGCAGUGUUCGAGCAUGAAGCAGUUGAAGGAGAUCCAGGGUCGUGCAGUCCAGAGUGGUUUCCAUAAGAGCCCGCUGGUGGUGGGAAAGAUCAUCGAGUUUUGCGCGGUUUCGGGCCACGGAGAUAUCAAUUACGCUGUCAGGGUUUUUGACAGAAUCGAUAAACCCGAUGUGUUUAUAAUGAACACCAUGAUCAGGGGCUUUGGGAUGGCUCGCCAACCAGAGAAAGCCAUUGACUUGUUCAAGACAAUGCUGCAGGGAAAAUGCGAUGUUGCAGCACUUGACACUUUCACAUUCUCUUUCAUUCUUAAAAUCAUUGCUGGAUUGAGAUCAGUUACCCUGGGAAAGCAACUGCAUUGCAACAUCCUUAAACUUGGACUCCAAACUCAUACUUACGUCAGGAAUUCUCUCAUGCACAUGUACGGUAUGGUGAAGGACAUAGAAACCGCUCACCACCUGUUCGAGGAAAUUCCAAAUGCAGAUUUAGUCGCUUGGAACUCUAUCAUAAAUUCUCACGUGCUUUGUCGGAAUUAUACACAAGCUCUCCAUCUGUUUGUUAAAAUGCUGCGGAGUGGCCUGCAACCGGAUCACGCCACUCUGGUAGUGACCCUUUCGGCGUGUGGUGCAAUAGGAGACCUCGAUUUUGGGAGGCGAAUUCAUUAUUCUCUUGUACAAAAACAUACCGAGCUUUGUGAGAAUAUAUCGGUCUCCAAUUCCCUAAUUGACAUGUAUGCAAAGUGUGGAGCAGUGGAAGAAGCCUACCACAUAUUUAGCAGCAUGAAAAGGAAGAAUGUGAUUUCAUGGAAUGUCAUGAUUCUCGGUCUUGCGUCACAUGGUAACGGAGAGGAAGCAUUAGCGCUUUUCACAGAGAUGUUACAGCAGAAUGUGGAGAGGCCGAAUGAUAUUACCUUCUUGGGGGUUCUAUGUGCUUGUAGCCAUGGAGGAUUGAUUGAUGAAGGUAGGCAAUAUAUUGAUAUUAUGGACCGAUAUUAUAACAUCCGACCCACAAUAAAGCACUAUGGGUGCAUGGUGGACCUCUUGGGUCGAGCUGGUUUAGUUGAUGAUGCAUACAAUUUGAUAAAGAAUAUGCCAGAGGAAUGCAAUGCAAUUGUAUGGAGGACUUUGUUAGCUGCGUGUCGACUUCAUGGAAAUGUUCAACUGGGUGAGAAGAUAAGGAACCAUCUGUUGGAAUUGGAACCUAAUGAUCAUAGCAGUGAUUAUGUUCUUCUUGCAAACGUGUAUGCUAGCAAUGGUCAAUGGAAUGAAAUGUCCAAAGAAAGAAGAUUAAUGCAACAAAGGCGAAUUCAGAAACCACAGCCUGGAAAUAGCUGCAUCGGCAUUCCUGGAUUGGCGUUGGAGAAAAGGACAAUUGAAACAUUGUUAUGAAACUAACAUUAACACUCAACAGAAUCAAUUGAAGGUUUGAACUGUCCAACUCAAUGAAGUUUUCACUA